Puccinia triticina is the source of this 801-nucleotide messenger RNA. RefSeq lists its product as uncharacterized. NCBI's taxonomy places the organism in Eukaryota, Fungi, Basidiomycota, Pucciniomycetes, Pucciniales, Pucciniaceae. The record is from RefSeq and is a predicted model, not a curated record. The coding region runs from base 1 to 801 and encodes 266 amino acids. The transcript is spliced from 3 exons.
AUGAGUCCUCCGAGCAAAACAAGGGUCUUGAUCUUGCCACCGGAUGGAAGCGGGGUCUCACGUGGGAAUCCACGACGUCGGACAGUCGACAAACAGGUCGACACCGGGAAAUGUAAUACAGGGACUAAGGCUAAAGCAAAAAAAUUAAUCAGAGUGGCAAAUCUCCUUCAAAAGCAUCCGUCCCAUCGAAGUUACUUUUCAGCUUCGGGUACAAUAUUGAUACCUUUUCUCAAAAACGCAAGAUUAGAGUUCCAAGCAAGACUGGCCACGAUACCUCAAACUUUUGGUAGCCUCAAUUAUCAUGCGAUCACUCCCUUAGAAAAAGCUGUUCACCCCAGUUUGCCAUACGGCUGUUAUAGGCAUGACAAUGGGAUCGGACAACUAAGAGUCUUAAAACACAACUCCAAUCCACAGCUAGAUGAAGUGUUAGGUUUGCAUUACAGGAACUUGAUCCUCUUCAUGCACAAGCUCUAUGAAGAAGCCUUGGAGAACUUGAGAAUACCUUUAGUGGACCAAGUAGAACAUCAACAAAAAAUGCUAAAUUGGCUGGAUGGAGAAAUAUUUGAUCAAGCUAGAGGUUAUCCAAUUUUAGGAAUCAUCACAGCGCCAUUCCCAAUUCGGGAUGAGGAUUUUCAGGAAAAAAAUAUCCGACCAGCUCAAGUACACCUACUAAGAUUCUUUUCCCAAGAUGAGGAUGCUCUUGGCCUCCUACCGGACACAGCCACCAAGCUAAUCACAGAAUUUAGACGCGAAAGUGAGUGGGAAGCAGACUCUAAUGUCGUGUCUGAAACUUGUUGCUGA